ACUCACUACCCACUACCCGCUAUCCGCUGAAUUUUAACCGCUGUACCAAACAGGCCAUAAAUCUUUUAAUCCUCAAUUUUUUAUUGAUUUUAAUUUGAUUUCUAAAAUUUUCUGGAGUCAAUUUUCAAGGUGAGAAAAAUACAAUAGAGUUCAAAAAAAGAAUUAGCAGCGGAGGUAUGAGGGUCAGAGCGAGAGGAGCGGCGGCCAGCAGCAGCAGACAGCAGCAAGGGAACAGGCAGUGGAUUCCGGGAUUAGAUCACAGGCUUUUAACACAGACUAAGACUUUUUUCUUUUACAAUUUUCCAGAAAAUUGUGAGGAGAAAGAGUUAUGGUACAGCUUUCAGAGAUAUGGAAAAGUGAUAGAUGUGUAUGUGCCAAAGAAGCGUGACAAGUGGGGGAAGAGAUUUGGAUUUCUGCGCAUAGUGAAGAUAGCAGAGGAACGAAGUAACGCAAGUGUAAAAGAUAAAGUUAUGGGAGACAGAAAUCAGCAUAGAGAUGAUAGGCUAGUACAGCCAGGACAGUCAUAUGCACAGGUGGUGAAAGGAAAGAAUCAGAGCUUCCAACGCUUGCAGGAUCGUACAGGAACGAUGAAAGGGGAAGACAGGGGCAUCACCCAAAUGGAAAAGAAACCAAUUCAAGCGAGGCAACUAAACAGGAAGGAGGAAGUGGCAUCCUGUGUCAUACUAGAUGGCAAAAAAGGUAUGGCGGAGAAUAGAAUUGUGGAACCUCAAAAAGAAAUAAUGGAAUUCACACCGGAGCAGGAAGAGAACCAGUGGCUUGAAGGGGGUUUAGUGGUGGUUGUGAAAUCACUAACUGUAGUAAAAGAUGUGCAACAGAGAAUUGAUGUGGAUGGUGGAUUGAUCACAAUCUCACCAUUAAGGGGAAGAAGGGUGUUACUAACAGAACAUGAACCGAGAUCUCUACUUGAAUUUAUGAACCAUAAUAAGGAAUUAUUCACCUUGUGGUUUGAAGAUAUACAACCAUGGGAUAAGCAAGUACAGGAUCGAAGCAGAAUGGCAUGGCUACGCAUUACUGGUAUCCCGUUGAAGGCCUGGAGCGAUAGAUGUUUCAAGAUGAUCGGAGAAUCAGUGGGAGAGGUGGUGAAGAUUCAUGAUGACACAUCAUCGAAAUUAAUUUUAUGUGAUGGGAGAAUUCUAGUCAUAUGUCAUGCAGAGCAUAAGAUCUCGAAACAGAUUGCAAUGAAAGUUGAAGAAAAAUGGUAUGAGAUACAGGUUGUUGAGGAAGAAUGGCGCUCCAACCCAGAUUGGUGGCUGUCGGACGGUGACCGGCGGAGUGUGUCAGAAACGGAUUCGGAGUAUCUUUCGGAGCAGAGUGAUGAGGAAGAUCAGGAUUGGAUCAAUCUCGAUAUAUGUGGCGAAGAAGACGUUAGCAUUGAUGAAGAGCAGCUAAUGAAGGAAAGCCUCUGUAAGGUAAAUUCAAAUUUUAAAAAUACAGAGGAAGAAAUGGAAAGUAUGCGUACAGAAAUGAAAAAAGGUGUCAGAAGAGAUGUGGUUAGUGGGCCAUCCAAGGAUAAUGGGCCAUCUAAGGACAGUGGGCCGGUGGGGGAAAAAGAAGUUGGGUUGGGAAAUAAUAGUGACAUGGGAUGGGUUGAUAGUCAAGGAGGGAUGACAAGAAUUGGAAAGAACGGGCUUGAAGUGGCUUGCGAGGAGGGUUCUUCUAUGAAUUGCGAUCUGGAAUUGAAAGAAUUAGGGGGUAGACGGCGAAGACAGGUAGAGGACUGCUAUCCAGAAAAGGUCACGGAGAUUCGGACAACAAAGACACAGGGGGCAUAUUCGAGAACAAAGCAACAUCAGAGAGGGAAAGCAGAUUUCACUCUGGGUGCAGCGAGCCAGGUAAAUAUGCUUGGUAGCUGUUCUAUUUCUGAUGGUUGUAUAGCAAAUAGAAACAACAUAGUUCGGAGAGAGUUGACCUUGCAUGAGGUGAGGAGGAUGAUGAGUGUAGGAAAGAGAUUGGGCAUUCAAAUCCAAGAUAAUGAAGGGGAGAGGAAGGAAAUAGGAAAAUUGGUGAGAAUGGAACACCCGGAUUUUCUAUUCUUACAAGAAACUAAGUUAGAAAAGGUGGAUGACAACUUGUGUAGAAUGAUGUGGGAUUCGAGAGAUUUUGGUUGGGAAAUGAAGGAAUCGAUAGGAGCUUCAGGAGGCUUAUUGUGUUUUUGGAAUAAGGUGAAUUUCACUAAGACAGGAGAUUCCACGGGUGAUGGGUAUUUGAGAAUAACUGGGGAGUGGGGAAUACAUAAGGUGAAGUAUAAUAUGGUGAAUGUUUAUGGUCCAAAUGAUAGACAGAAACGGUUAAAGUUAUGGGAUGAGUUAAGGAUCUUGAUUACAGAAGAGGGAGGACGAUGGUUGAUUGCGGGAGAUUUCAAUGCUGUUAGAUGCCUUAAGGAAAGAAGGGGAAGAACAGGGGAGAGCCCAGAUAUGAAGGAUUUUGAUGGGUUUAUUCCAUCAGCAGGAUUAAUAGAUAUUAAAAUGGCUAAUAGGCGUUUCACAUGGUACAGACCAGAUGGCACAGCCAUGAGCAGACUGGAUAGAGUUUUGAUGAAUGCAGAGAUGUACAGUGUGGGGGCAGAAUGGGUGCAACAAGGCUUGAAACGAAAUAUUUCUGAUCACUGUGCAAUCGUGUUGAAAACAAGAACAGUGGAUUGGGGACCAAGGCCAUUUCGAGUUUUGGAUGCUUGGCAACUUCAUCCGAAUUUUAAGAAGGUUAUUGAGGAGAAGUGGAGCGCAAUGGAGGUCGAUGGAUUUGCAGGACAAGAAAGAUUUCAGAAUAUGUGGGAUAUAUUGAGGAAAAGAGAAGUGAUAUGGAAACAGAAGUCAAGAAGCAAUUGGGUACACGAGGGAGAUGCUAACACGCGAUUCUUCCAUAGAAUAGCAAAUGGUAGAAAAGCCCAAAAUCAUAUCACAGGUUUAUGGUGUGAUGGUUGUUGGGUGGAAGAACCAAUACAAGUUAAGAAGGAGGUGGUUAAUUAUUUUAGCAAGCUUUUUCAAGGAGACACGUGGAAUAGACCAAAGCCUUAUGGGGUUAACUUCAAGAAGAUUUCUACAGAGGACAAACAGUGGCUUGAACGACCAUUCUCCAUCGAGGAAAUUGAAGAAGGAUUACAAAGUUGUGAAGGCUCUAAAGGUCCGGGCCCAGACAGGUAUAAUUUUUCUUUUCUCAAGUUUGCAUGGAAUAGUUUAAAGGAGGAUUUUAUGAGCUUUUUCAAAGAGUUUCAUCGGAAUGGUAGAUUGGUUAGUGGUUUGAACUCAUCUUUCCUAACUUUAAUUCCUAAAAAGCCUAAUGCUGGGAAUUUAAAGGAUUAUAGACCCAUUAGCUUGAUCGGGUGUAUGUAUAAGUUGUUAUCAAAAGUGUUGGCUAAUAGACUUAAAGCUGUAUUGCCGGGGAUAAUCAGUGAAACUCAAUCAGCUUUCUUGGGAGGACGUCAUUUAGUUGAUGGCGUAUUGGUGUUGAAUGAGGUGGUGGAGGAAGUUAAGAGAAAGAAACAGCCGGCAUUUAUCUUUAAGGCUAAUUUUGCAAGGCAUAUGAUUGUGUGGAUUGGACAUUCUUGGAAUGGAUGACGGACAGAUUGGGAUUUGGAAUCAAGUGGAGAGGUUGGAUCAUGGAGUGCUUGUCGACUACUAGAAUGUCAGUUCUAAUUAAUGGCAGCCCAACGGAGGAGUUCAAUGCUGGAAAAGGACUACGACAAGGUGACCCGCUGUCUCCUUUUCUAUUCUUGAUGAUUGGAGAGGGAUUAAAUGGUUUGGUCCAAAAAGCAGUAUCGGAGGGUUUGUUGAGAGGUAUAGAGAUUGGCAGGAGGGGAUUAGGGGCUUGCAUCUUUCUUGUUGUCUCAUGGUAUAUAUGGUAUUGGAGAAAUGGUAAGGUGUUUAAUAAGGAAGAAAACAUUAGGGGAAGAAUAGUAGAUAUGGUUCAAGCCAAGUCAUUCUUUUGGAUCAAAAACAAGAUACAAGGCUGUGUUUUUUCUUUUCAUGAGUGAAAAGUAAAUCCAGUUGAGUGUG
Messenger RNA from Rubroshorea leprosula, 4013 nucleotides. The record is from the annotation of a GenBank genome assembly. NCBI's taxonomy places the organism in Eukaryota, Viridiplantae, Streptophyta, Magnoliopsida, Malvales, Dipterocarpaceae.